GUUCAAUUGAACGUGUUCCAAACGAUUCAAUACAACUCUACAGUCCACACCCUAAGCCUAAGAAACAAACAUUCGAAACCUGUGAAAAAAACAUUGCUAAUUUUGUAUACAAAGCAUGCAAAAAGCACCACAUUUUGCACGCGAGGAUUCCCAGGAGCAUUUACCCAGUCCACACAACACCGUCAAUAUGAAGCGCCGCACCUUAGCAGGCACAUGUGGCGUUGGCGUCUUCAUCUUUGCAUUCGCCUUCAUAGCCAUAGCGUUUGCAACGCCCAGUUGGCUUGUCAGCGAUUACCGCAUUACGGGUGCCAAGUUGGACAGACUGGGUCUCUGGGUGCACUGUUUCCGUUCGCUGCCUGAUGUGAACGAUGAUAGUCAGCGUCGUUUCUUCGUCGGCUGCCGUUGGGUCUAUGACCCAUUUACGAAGGGCUACGAUGAGAUACGUGGAUUCCUUCUGCCUGCCUUCAUGAUAACCACACAAUUCUUUUACACGCUUACGUUCAUUGGCAUGCUGGUCAGUGCCAUUGGUGUGCUAGUGUUCUUCCUCUGCGCUGGACCAGACCAAAAACACUUCAUUACUUUAAUUCGUGCAGUUGGAUUUGUUCUCUUAGGCGCAGGAGUCUGUGCGACCAUUGCAGUGAUCGUGUUUGCUGUGUUUGGCAAUCGAAAUGGCUGGAUGCCGGAGCAUGCCAAUAAUUGGUUCGGCUGGUCCUUUGUGAUGGCAUGCGUGGGUACGGUACUGACUCUGGUGGCUGCCACAUUGUUCCUCACCGAGUCGCAUGUACAGCUACGCAAGCGCUUGCAGUUCAAGGAGUCGCAGACACGGUUUGAGCUUGUGCGUGGCUAAUGCAGACGGCAUUAGUAACUUCAUACAGUGACAAUAAAAUAGCAGCACACAACAACAACACUAAAACAUUCCGUCCCCACGACAUUUCAACAAAGAAUUCUCACCAUAUAAUUAAAUGUAGUUUUAUGCAGCCGCUAGUUGAAUGUUUAUGCAAUUGUCAGACGAACACUUCCGCACCAGCCAUGCCGCAUACAAUCCAAAGAGACUUUCAGUUGGUACUUAUGAAUCAUCCAAACUACAGUUCAUCAACAAACAACUGCUAUCUGUCGCAUGUUAAGUGGCAGCAACUGCAACGUAUCAUCUAAAUUUCAGCAAUAAGAACAACACCAAUAUCAAUAGCAAUAGUAAAUCAUCAACGGAGCUCAAAUGAAUCAUUAUCGCGUGUACAUCAAAUAUUUGCAUACAAAAUUGCGCUCAAUUAACGCACAAUUUCACAGCCCAGCCCCUGCUUUUGAUGUUGUUUUUUGUCGUCGCAUGUGCUUGAGCACACUAACAAGAAAUGAAACACUCGUGCCUUAAUUAGACAGCUUUGCUAUAACACAUAGUGCCUUUAUAACAAUUAUGAAAAUGUUAGUUUCUUAUAUCAAUGCGACGAUCACCAAUUGGAUUGCAUAAACUUCUACUAAUCUAGUGCCUUAGUUAAGAAUUCUACGUCCAAAAAAUGUUUAAUUGAGAACCGUAGUUAAGAAAUUCGAAACGUUAACGUCCAAUAUAUAUUUUAGACAUACCCUUUACUAUUUGAAUACCUUACAAAAUGUUUACCUGUUAUUUAUGGUAGCUCUAUUAGUGCUUGUCCAACCUAUCUUACAAAUUGUGU
This is a messenger RNA of Drosophila hydei, 1664 nucleotides long. RefSeq lists its product as uncharacterized. The transcript has 2 exons. The record is from RefSeq and is a predicted model, not a curated record. Gene Ontology annotation, cellular component: septate junction; membrane. Gene Ontology annotation, biological process: septate junction assembly; regulation of tube size, open tracheal system. Bases 116 to 847 code for a protein of 243 amino acids. NCBI's taxonomy places the organism in Eukaryota, Metazoa, Arthropoda, Insecta, Diptera, Drosophilidae.